GUGUGUGCGUGUGUGUGCGCUAUGCAGACCUGCCAUCAACAUGUCACGGUGGUAGAUGCGUUCCCAAGCUUGGGCGAUCAUACCGAGCUGUUAAGUUGAACGGAAUUAAGAGUGCUUGUGCGGAAAUUUGAGUUUUUCCCAGAACCGGACUGCGUCGGUGCCACACCCGGGGCGCGCACGGCAUUGACACACGCACGCACCGUGACCGUCUCACGGUGACCGACAGGAUCCUGCGCAUACUGCCGUACACCCGUGAUCUCAAGAAGAGCAGGAGGAGGAGGAGGAGGAGGAGGCUGCUGUUAACAAAAACCUAUUUAUAUAUUUUUACACCGGAAUAAGCAAAAAUGGGAGAGGCGGAGACGCGUCAGCGAUUACUGCGCAACGUGAAAAAGGAGGUGAAGCAAAUUAUGGAGGAGGCUGUUACUCGGAAAUUUGUGCACGAAGAGAGCAGCCACAUCAUUUCUUUCUGUGCUGUUGUGGAAGCUUGCGUGUUGCAUGGGUUGAAGAGGCGUGCUGCCGGCUUCCUGCGCAGUAACAAGUUGGCAGCACUCUUCCUGAAGGUGGGGAAAAUCUUUACACCAGCUGAGGAUCUGUGCAAGAAGGUGCAAGAGCUGGAACAGCUUAUCGAAAACAAUUCCAGACAGAUCCAAUCUCAGACGAGUCAAGAUAGUAUCCGUAAACAGUCACGGAAUCCCAACCUCUCUCCCCAAGCCAUCAAGCAUCUGUGGAUCCGCACAGCCCUGACGGAGAAAGUGCUUGACAAGAUUGUUCUAUACUUAGUGGAGAACAGCAGUAAAUUCUAUGAGAGAGAAGCUUUGCUGAGGGAUCCUGUUGAUGGACCAAUCCUUGCAUCACUACUGGUUGGUCCCUGUGCUCUGGAGUACACUAAAGCGAAGACAGCUAACCACUUUUGGACAGAUCCUUCGGCUGAUGAGCUGGUGCAGAGACACCGUAUUCACAGUGGCCAUUGCCGCCAAGACUCGCCCACUAAGCGCCCUGCUCUUAUUCAGAAAAGGCAAUCAAGUGGUAGUAUGGAUGACAGGCCUUCCCUCUGUGCUCGGGACUAUGUGGAAUCUCUCCAUCAAAACUCCAGAGCCACACUGCUGUUUGGCAAGAACAAUGUUCUAGUCCAGCCAACAGAUGACAUGGAAGCCAUCCCAGGAUACCUGUCUCUCCACCAGACUGCAGAGCUAAUGACGUUAAAGUGGACACCAAACCAGCUAAUGAAUGGCAACAUGGGAGAAUUUGAUUAUGAAAAAAGGUGGAUGUACCUUAAUAGUAUUACAAUACUGACAGACAGAUUUAUGACAGCAUUAUUGCUUUGUAGGUUGUUUGCUUUAAACAAGAAUUCAUUUUUCAACAGUGUGUAUUGGGAUUAUGCCAUGACUAUUCGUCUAGAGGAAAUUGUGUAUCUGCACUGCCAUCAACAAGUUGACAGUGGUGGCACGGUGGUGUUGGUGAGCCAAGAUGGAAUCCAAAGGCCUCCAUUCCGUUUUCCAAAAGGAGGCCAUUUGCUGCAGUUCCUCACAUGUCUGGAGACAGGACUCCUUCCACACGGCCAGCUUGAUCCUCCGCUCUGGUCCCAGCGGGGAAAAGGAAAGGUUUUCCCAAAAUUACGGAAAAGAAGCCCACACAGCUCCUGUGAGUCAUUUUCGGACAAGGAUGAGGAUGAAGCAACAGAUUAUGUGUUUCGGAUAAUAUAUCCAGGCAGUCAGGAGUUUGUUGGCCCAGAGCUGAUGGACCCAAGCAUGACCAUGUGGCACCCUGCUCCAAGGAAAUCUUCCUGUUCCUCUUGCUCUCAGAAUGGUUCUUCUGAAGGUGGACUGCCCAAUGGAUGCAAUCAUGACAGGGCUCCACUGAAAUUACUUUGUGAGACCAUGAAGUACCAGAUCAUUUCUCGUGCCUUCUAUGGCUGGUUGGCCUACUGCCGUCACCUAUCCACAGUUCGCACACAUCUGUCUGCUCUGGUCAAUCCUACUAUUAUUGAGCCUGACAUUCCAUAUAAUUCCAAAGGAGGGCUCUCUGCAGAAGUGUGGAAGACAUUUCUACAGGAUAGUUCUGCUUACGAAGAAGCGGAACUUCUCCGGCUUGUGUACUAUGGUGGUGUAGACCCCACCUUACGUAAGGAGGUUUGGCCUUUUCUGUUAGGCCACUACCACUUCACUAUGACUCCUGAGGAGAGAAAGGAGGUGGAUGAACAGGUUCGGGCCUGUUAUGAGCAAACCAUGAGUGAGUGGCUGGGCUGCGAGGCCAUAGUGAGGCAGCGUGAGAAGGAGCAGCAUGCUGCUGCACUUGCUAAAUGUGCCUCUGGAGCAAGUGCAGAUCUACGACAGGACUCCACUAUCAGCACAGAUUCAUCCCAGAGCUGCAGCUCAGAGAAACAAGGCAAUGCCUGUUCCCAGUGUGACUCCAACAGUAGCACUCAGGUGUUUGGGUCUGUCGAUGAGGUUGACCCAAUCGAAUCCGAACCUAAACCGAAAGAUGAGAAACCCCAGCCCAAAAUUCCAAAUGGGACUUUUCCUACCUGCACUAGUUCUCCAGACUCUGGACACCCAUCCUCUCGAAACUUCUCAGUUACAUCUGGACUCUCAGAUUGCUCCCCAAGCACAGAGGAUGCUUCAACACAAGAGAAUGGAAGCAAAAUCAAACCAGAGCCAACAGCAGUGACAUCUGAGGUUAAUGUGGACCUUUUAACCAACCCUAGUCUUGAAGACAAGCUCAAACAAGAACCAGCAGAACAGAGCUUACUGGCUCUAGGCACAGGCAAGGGGGAUUUAAUCAAGUCCUCUACAGGAACUCUCACUCCAGAAGAUGAAACAACAAAACCCCCGGUAAAGGAGAAGAUUGAGAAUUCUGGUGCCAAAGUAGUUAACAGGACUGACGCAGUCAAAUCCAUAAACUCACAAAUGGUUUCAAAGGAAAAAUCAGAGUUGAAUGUUGCUGAAACAGUACAAAGCACAAAUUCUGAACAUUCUGAUGACAAGGUAAAAUCUUCAGAUAUCAAGGAGAAAAGCAAGCAAAUAGUGGAAUCAUCCGUCAUUUCUGAGAAGAUCACUAAAUCCUUAAAAGGAAUUAGGGGCUCAGAAGUGGUGGUUGAAACUCAGGAAAACAUGAAGUUUAAUGAUGAUAAAGACAAAACAGCAAAAAAUAUUGCUUUGGAAAUGCAAGAACCUCUCAGAGCACUGACUAAAGAGGGUUCUUUGGAAGAAGCAAAAACAGCAGAUACAAGCCUAUCUGCAAAUGCUAAAGAACUCAUAAAGCCAGAGAUCCCCAAUGCACCUCAAAAAGAGCAUUCUAAAAAUGAAACACAGCCUCCUGAACCUCUUUCUGAAUCAGAGAUGUCCAGUGACCCUCACAUGGAUCCUUCAGAAAAAGAAACAAAGUCUUCUCAACUUCCUUCUGAAACAGGGAUGUCUUUGGAAAAAGAAAUAAAGUUUCCUCAACCUAUCCCUGAAGCGGAGAAGGCCAAUGUGCCUGACAUUGAGCAUACAGAAAGAGAAAUUAAGCUUAUUCAUUCUGAUUUAGAGAUGACAAUCACCCUUAAAACAGAGUCUUUGGAAAAAGAAACCAAGCUUCCUCAAACUUUUACUGAAUUCAAGAUGACUACUGUCCCUGAAAUGGAGCCUAUGGAAACACAAAUAAAGGGAUCUCAAUCUUCAGAGAUGACCAGUUAUCUAAACAUGGAGCCUCUGGGAAAGGAAAGAAAGCCUCCUCAACCUCAUUCUGAAUCAGAAAUAGCCAGUACCCCUGAUAAAGAGCCUUCAGGAAAAACUGAAAUAAAGUGUCCUCAACACGUUUCUGAAACAGAAGCAACCAGCAUCUCUCAUAAUGAGUCUUCAGAAGAAAAAACAAUGCCUCCUCAAUCUCUCUCUGAAUCACAAGACAUAAUGCAGAGCAAUUCAUCUAACAGUGACAAGCUAGAUAUGAAAAGUAUUUUGAACUGGACCUAUGAUUCCAAAAGAACCACGGUAUUAAUGAAACAAAUGAAUGAACCUGUGCUUGAAAGCUGUAGUUCCAUUUUAUCAUUAUCGAAACAAUCUCCAGAUACAUCUGAUGACUCUCCAUCUGCCCUGGAGAUGGAGGAAAUCCCUGGUGCUUUGGUUUAUAUGCCUUCAGCGGAUAUCUUAGCCAAUGUUCCUGUUACACUGGGUCCUCCUUUGGCUCUUAUGAUGCCACCAGAGAAGGCUGCAGUAGGUAUGCCUGCUCUGGAGCUGUGCAUGGAGGCAGGUCAGAACACCAGCCCAGAGGCCACAGAAUCAGCCCUGUCUGAGGAAGAGCCAGAGAUGGAAAGUCUAUUUCCCAAACCAGAUUCUCUAGCUGUAGGAGACCAUAAAAAUGAUGUUGCAUCUCCAGUGUCCUCUAUUGGAACUACUUACUCUCAAGAGCUGCUAGACUUGUACACCCUCAAUCUUCACCGUAUUGACAAAGACGUCCAAAGAUGCGAUAGAAACUACUGGUAUUUUACCACUGCCAACCUUGAGAAGCUACGCAACAUCAUGUGCAGCUAUGUUUGGCAGCAUCUAGAUAUUGGCUAUGUGCAGGGAAUGUGUGACUUGCUUGCACCUCUGCUUGUUAUUCUUGAUGAUGAGGCCAUGGCGUUUAGCUGCUUUACAGAGCUUAUGAAAAGGAUGAAUCAGAACUUUCCUCAUGGUGGAGCAAUGGACACCCACUUUGCCAACAUGCGUUCUCUUAUACAGAUUCUUGACUCUGAGCUUUUUGAGCUAAUGCAACAGAAUGGAGACUACACCCACUUCUACUUCUGUUAUAGAUGGUUCCUCCUAGAUUUUAAAAGAGAAAUGGUGUAUGAUGAUGUGUUCUCCGUUUGGGAGACCAUCUGGGCAGCCCGUACCGUCUCCUCAGGCCACUUUGUGCUGUUUAUUGCUUUGGCACUGGUUGAGUUAUAUAGGGACAUCGUUUUGGAGAACAACAUGGAUUUCACUGACAUCAUCAAGUUCUUCAAUGAAAUGGCUGAGCGGCAUGAUGUACCACAGCUUCUGGUGAUGGCCAGAGACUUGGUUCACAAGGUCCAGAUCCUCAUAGAGAACAAGUGAUAACCUUUUACCAUUUGUUCUCCAUUGUCUUAUCAAGAGACAACUCAUGUUUGAUUUUUUUGUUUAGAUCCAGCUGUUCAAAACACCUUACUCUGAAUUUUCCAGGGCAGGGGGUUGCCAAAAAUUCUUUCUUAUGUUAUGUAUCUUGCUUAUGAGCAAUAAAACCCUAUAACAAAUUACAAGUUAAAUUUUUUAAUGUAAAAGAUCAUGAUCACCUUGAUCAUGACGUACCCCAGGUUUUCCCCACUUAUUAUUUCCCCUCCCAUACUGCAUCACCUUGUUAUUCCAAUAAGGUGUGUUUAAGCAGACACCCCUGGAAGAUAACUGGGAAUCGGGGGUACCAGAAGGGGAUCGGAAGACUGAAAUUAUAAAUACCAUAGAGUUAUUAUUUGGCCCUUGAGCAAGGUUCCUUCCUGACUCUUGCUCUAUGUCUUAAUCAAAAUACACCUUUUUAGAUUAAAACUGCUUGCCAAAUGAAUACAUAUUAAUGAAGCGGUGGUGGAAAAAAUCUAAAUGAUGGCAUUACCAAUAGAGAUUCCUUGAAAAGCACAAUAUAUUUUUUGUCUGCAUUUUUGUCUGCAAUUAAGAAACACAUCUAUCAAGAGGGGUGCUCGCUGGUAACAGCACUUUGCCAGAAUUGUUGAGUAUUGCUUGUCUGUUGAUGACCACUCCAUAUUUGCACGGAAAACACUCUGUGUCAGCACACCCUUCUGUUUUCAGGUAUUAUCAAAUUUGUAUUAUAGAUAAGAACAAAGUAAUUAUUAUUAUUUUUUUUUGUAAUCAACAGUUAAGCUUUCUAGGGUGACUUUGUCACUCGGUGACAUGUUGAGCUGCUACACAAUUACGUACCUCACCCGAACCGACCUUACUCGAAAAACAAUCAUAAAUAUACUAUUAUCUUGGAGAUGUGUUUAUUUUUGAGCAGUCUUUUUGCCUUAAGUUCCUUUGUUUAGGGACGCAUUUAGUGAAUUUGUUUAUGCUCAGUGAGUGAGUACAGAAAAAUUUGAUCUAAUUAUUAUGUCUGUACAUCAAAAUGUGGAUUUAUUCACUAGAGUAGUUGGCAUAUAUAACAUUUAAAUAGCAAGUGUGUGAGUAUGUGAGAAUGUGUGUGUGUGUGUGUGUGUGUGUGUGUGUGUGUGUGUGUGUGUGAUCUGAAGUAAAAGCAACCAAACGUUUAUCUCAUACUUUUAGUCAAUGGGAUUAAUUGUGGUUGUAGGACUCAGCUAAGACCUUGGAAUUCACCCCAGUUGUUUCAAGUGCCAGUGUUAUAAACACUAACCGUCACUCACAUGUCAUUUCCAUUGAUAUAUGUGUAUUGCAAUUUCUUAAUAAGCUCUGUGUACAUUAAAAAUGAUUAAAUGAUAAUUCGCACUAUUUAAAAAAAAAUACUAUAUGGAAAUGAAAUUAUUUGUCCAUUGUAUACAAUUUAAAAAGUCUUGUAUUCCAUGAAACUGAUCAUUUAUUUAAAGAACAGAAAAAUCUAUAUGUUAAAAAAAUAAUAUAUGCUUAUAUAUUUUUAUUUUAAUCAGUGUGACUAUAUAGUAUAUUGUCAGAAUGUUUGGUGCUGUAUUGUAACAAUGAAAUAAAUGUGGACUGUCAUGAAA
Silurus meridionalis is the source of this 6655-nucleotide messenger RNA. RefSeq names its product small G protein signaling modulator 1b (gene sgsm1b). Bases 345 to 5051 code for a protein of 1568 amino acids. The record is from RefSeq and is a predicted model, not a curated record. Gene Ontology annotation, biological process: activation of GTPase activity. Gene Ontology annotation, molecular function: GTPase activator activity. Lineage: Eukaryota; Metazoa; Chordata; Actinopteri; Siluriformes; Siluridae. The transcript has 24 exons.